Molecule: messenger RNA, 1263 nt
Organism: Fonsecaea erecta
Lineage: Eukaryota; Fungi; Ascomycota; Eurotiomycetes; Chaetothyriales; Herpotrichiellaceae
Exons: 2
Coding region: 1-1263 (420 amino acids)
Source: RefSeq, a predicted model, not a curated record
AUGUCUGCGGCAAAAGCAACUACGGGGCUCGACUCUGCAAAUGCCAUCUACCGAUUCCUUCAUGGAUCUGCGGCAGCCUCUGCCUGGACCCCUUCUCCCACCAUCAGAAAAGUAACGCCAGUCAAGGGAGGUUCCACGAACCACACAUUCAGGCUACAUUUUCACAAGCCACUCGAAGCGAUUGGUGUCGCUGGAGAGUCCUUUCCCCCGAAAAGCGCUAUUUUCAAGUACUUCCCUGACAACAUUCUUCUGACCCCGGAAAUCAGCUUCAGUAGCCGGCGCCAGGCCUUCGAAGCUCGCGCUCUGACUGAUCUCGCCAAGCAUCUCGACUCUGCACCACGAAACGGCGUUCAGAUCAGCCUGCCCAAGUUACUGCACGCAGAUCUGGAUGAACAUUUCAUUAUAGUGGAGGAUCUGAGUCCAGAACGCGAUCUUGGCCAUCUCAAUUCCAGGUCCUCCAUCAACUGCGCCCAGUUUGUUGGCCAGGUGGGCACAGAUCCGUUCAAGGCUCGGGCCGCGGUCAAUGUUGCUCGAGCUCUAGGGACCUGGCUUUUCAGCUUGCAUUCGCUUGGCCGCAACAUGCGACUGGGGCUGCACAGUCGUUUCGACCACUUCGAGUCACGGAAGAUUCAAGAUCUGACGACACUGGGCGACUUCAUAAGGUGCAUUGAACUAUGUGGAGUCCAGCUGGAAUCUGAGCGGAAGCGGCAGCUUCACGCGAUCCUGAAGCAGCACGGAGACGAGCUGGUGAGAAGUGGCGAUGGCGGUACGCUUGUGAUGGGUGACUUCUGGAUGGGCAACUUCAUGAUUCGCCUGACAGGCGGUGGCGAGAUGGAGAGGAGCAAUGGACCGGGGCUCCGCGCCGAACCAUCUCAGGUGACAGAGGACACGGGCUCGACAUUCGACGUAUCUUCUGAGCCCAAACUUCUUGUGCACGUCAUAGACUGGGAGUUCACAACGUAUGCUCUGCCAUACAUCGAUCUUGCUCAUUUUGCAGCAGAAGCAUGGCUGUUCGAUUUCUUCCGGCGUCAGUCCGUCGGUGUGAGCACAAUAUCCCGGACCAUGACAGCCGCGCUCUUCGACUCGUACUCUCAGGCUGGAGGGACGAUUAAUUUGGACAAAGUUAUUGUCUACAUCGCUGGACACAUCGGAUGCUUCUUGCACUACACGGAUCACUGGACCAAGGACCAAGGCCUGAAAAUUGCAGCGUGCAUGCAAGCUGUGAGAAUGAUCGAAAAUGCAGCUGCUCAACGCUGGGACUAA